GAUGAUGCGGGCUUCCCAGGGGCCCGGGCCCCGAAUCCUGACGGUGAAGGGUGGCGGCCGGGAAGCCUGGGUGGGCGCCUUGCUCCCCCAGCCCUGAGCCAGGGUCUUCGAGGGGCUCCGGCUCUCUUCUCCACCUGGCCUACCAGAUCCUUCCUCCCCGGCCGGGAGGAUGGGGGGUCCGGUGGUGCAGCGGCUGGGCAGACAGCUGUUGCUGCGGAGACUUGGGAGCAGGGCUGGGAGGCAGAAUGGUGAGGGGCUGGGGACAUCAGCCAGGCUGAAUGGCGUGUGGCCCGGGAAGGACGCCCCAGGGUGGGCAGAAAGACGCGAGGUCGAAACUGCAUGAUGAGGCAGUCGACAGGCCCUGGGCUCUCCUGCUGCUGUGGGAAGAUGCCCCCCGCCGGCCCCCCGCCCCCCCGGGGCUGAAGCUGCGCAGAAGAUGGUCCAGGCCCUGACCCUCCCACCCUCCGCUUCCCGUCCCCAAGCUCUGCUCCGCUCCCUGCCCCCUUCUCCUCCCUGCCAGCCCCGCUGUCUCCCCCCUCCCCAGCUCUGGACUCAUUUGCCUUCCUUCUGCCCAUCCACUGGGGGGGCCCCCGGGGCUUCCCCCUCCCCGCCCUGGGGCCACGCCCUGGCGAGCGCUGGCGGCUGUGGUUUCAGCUCUCCCCGGAGGGUGCGCUGAGCUCCCCAGCCUGGCCUCGGGCCUGCCGGGGAGCUGCUGGGCGAGGGGGGCUUGGGCACCAGCGAGGCGUCUCCCUCCUGCUGUGAAGCCCCUAGAGACCCUAAGGCACACCGAGGUGGCACUCCUCAGAAACUGCAAGUACAGAUGGGCCCUGAAAGGUUUUGAGAACUGCAGAGGAACCUCACGAGGUUCCAGCCGGAAGGAGCAGCCUCCUCCCCUUAGGAUGUCCUCGCCCUCCAGCCCGCCCGCUUUCAGGCUCGAGACGUCAGAUGGAGGCCAAGAAGAUGGUGCCCAGGUGGACAAAGGAAAACUGGGCAGCGGUGCCGGGCCACCCCCCAUGGAGUCACCAUUCCAGGGCGAGGACCGGAACUUCUCGCCUCAGAUCAAAGUGAACCUCAGCUUCCGAAAGGGGGCAGGUGCCAGCCAACCAGACCCAAACCGCUUCGACCGUGACCGGCUCUUCAGCGUGGUGGCCCGGGGGGUCCCCGAGGAUCUGGUGGGGCUACCAGAGUACCUGCGCCGGACCAGCAAGUACCUCACGGACUCGGAGUACACAGAGGGCUCCACGGGGAAGACAUGCCUGAUGAAGGCCAUGCUGAACCUUCGGGACGGAACCAACGCCUGCAUUGAGCCGCUGCUGCAGAUUGACCGGGACUUGGGCAAUCCUCGGCCUCUGGUCAACGCCCAGUGCACAGAUGAGUACUACCGAGGCCACAGCGCCCUGCACAUCGCCAUCGAGAAGAGGAGCCUGCCGUGUGUGAAGCUCCUGGUGGAGAAUGGGGCUGACGUGCAUGCCCGGGCCUGUGGCCAGUUCUUCCAGAAGAAAAGCCAAGAGACCUGCUUCUACUUCGGCGAGAUGCCCCUCUCCCUGGCCGCGUGCACCAAGCAGUGGGACGUGGUGACCUACCUCCUGGAGAACCCGCACCAGCCCGCCAGCCUGCAGGCCGCCGACUCGCUGGGCAACACGGCCCUGCACGCCUUGGUGAUGAUCGCAGACGACUCGGCCGAGAACACGGAGAUGGUGACCCGCAUGUACGAUGGGCUGCUCCAGGCGGGGGCCCGCCUCUGCCCCACGGUGCGGCUCGAGGACAUCCCCAACCUGCAGGGCCUCACGCCCCUGAAGCUGGCCGCCAAGGAGGGCAAAAUUGAGAUUCUCAGACACAUCCUGCAGCGGGAGUUCCCGGGGCCGUGCCAGUCCCUUUCCCGCAAGUUCACGGAGUGGUCCUACGGGCCUGUGCGGGUGUCGCUGUAUGACCUGGCCUCUGUGGACAGCUGGGAGGAGAACUCAGUGCUGGAGAUCAUCGCCUUUCAUUGCCAAAGCCCGCACCGGCACCGAAUGGUGGUUUUGGAGCCGCUGAACAAACUGCUGCAGGUGAAGUGGAAUCUGCUCAUCCCCAGGUUCCUCUUCAACUUCCUGUGUUACUUGACCUACAUGUCCAUCUUCACCGCUGUCACCUACCACCAGCCUGCCCUGGACAAGGACUUCCUCCCGCUGGAAGGAACUGCUGGGAACUCCAUGCUGCUGCUGGGCCACAUCCUGAUGCUGCUUGUGGGGGCCAACAUCCUCAUGGGCCAGCUGUGGUACUUCUGGAGGCGCCGUCUGUUCAUCUGGAUCUCGUUCAUGGACAGCUACUUUGAAAUCCUCUUCCUGGUCCAGGCGCUGCUCACCGUGCUGUCCCAGGUGCUGUGCUUCCUGGCCAUCGAGUGGUACCUGCCCCUGCUCGUGUGCUCGCUGGCGCUGGGCUGGCUGAACUUGCUGUACUACACGCGCGGCCUGCAGCACACGGGCAUCUACAGUGUCAUGAUCCAGAAGGUCAUCCUGCGGGACCUGCUCCGCUUCCUCCUGGUCUACUUGGUCUUCCUUUUCGGCUUCGCUGUAGCACUGGUGAGCCUGAGCCGGGAGGCCCGGGACUCCGGGGCCCCUGCGGGCUCCAACACCACGGAGGUGGCGGGAAAGGGGGACACGGAGGGCAGCACGGCCCCGUACGAGGGCGUCCUGGACGCCUCCUUGGAGCUGUUCAAGUUCACCAUCGGCAUGGGCGAGCUGGCCGUCCAGGCCCAGCUGCGCUUCCGUGGGGUGGCGCUGCUGCUGCUUCUGACCCACGUGCUGCUCACCUACGUCCUGCUGCUCAACAUGCUCGUCGCCCUCAUGAGCGAGACCGUCAGCAGCGUCGCCAGCGACAGCUGGAGCAUCUGGAAGCUGCAGAAAGCCAUCUCUGUCCUGGAGAUGGAGAACGGCUACUGGUGGUGCAGGAGGAAGAAGCAGCGGGCAGGGGUGAGACUGACAGUUGGCACCAGGCCGGACGGUCUCCCCGACGAGCGCUGGUGCUUCAGGGUAGAGGAGGUGAACUGGGCUGCGUGGGAUCAGACGCUGCCCACGGUGCGUGAGGAGCCCUCGGGGCCAGGCAGCCCUGGCGCCCUGAAGAACCCAGCCCUGGCCUCCCAAUCCAGCCAGGACAGUGCCGUGGAGGAAGACCAUGUGCCCCUCCAGCUCCUUGAGUCCCACUGAUGCAGCAGGGGGCCGGGAGGACAGAGCACGGAAUGUUUCCAGCCCCACCUACUGGCUCUGGGACCUCAAGAGACUUCGGUGGCAAAAAUAAAUAAGUAAUUUCUUGUGGCUAACUCUCCCGGAAACAUUAUUUGAGUAAAGGUACGGGGCCCCAGGACUUCCCUGGUGGCGCAGUGGUUAAGAAUCCGCCUGCCAAUGCAGGGGACACGGGUUCGAGCCCUGGUCCGGGAAGACGCCACAUGCCGCGGAGCAACUAAGACCGAGCACCACAACGGUCUCUAGAGCCCACGUGCCGCAACUAUUGAAGCCCGCGUGCCUAGAGCCCGUGCUCUGCAACAAGAGAAGCUCACCGCAGUGAGAAGUCCACGCACCGCAACGAAGAGUAGCCCCCGCUCAAUGCAACUAGACAAAAGCCCGCGCACUGUAACAAAGACCAACGCAGCCAAAAAUAAAAUUAAAAAGAAUUAAAAAAAAUAAAAAGGUACUGGGCCCCUGAGCUGGUCGGCGUCUGCAUGUCUCUGUGAGCUCACAUCUGUGUCUGGGGCCGGGCUGCUCCCGCCCUCUCCUGAGCACAGGGACCCUCACCUACCGCCCCCCAGCUGCCCUCUUCGGGGUGCAGGCAGCUAGCCGAGGCGCUGUGCCUGCUGUCACCGCAGACGCGAGGUGGUGGACACCAGCAAGCACAGCAGCCUGUCCUUCCUCUCCCACAGCCUCCAGACGCCCCUUAAAGCCACCCCAGGACGUCUCUCAAAGCCUUUGCGCUCCUGGGCUUACUUAGUUCAGGCUGUGGAUUAUUGCCUCCUCUCCCCGCUGGCUUCUUGCGCAGUUCCCACCCUUCCAAGCCUGAGGGACCUUCCUGAGACACAAGGGCAACAAGUUACCCCCGUCUCUGAAGGCUUGAGAGGCUCCCGGCGCCCACGGGGGCCCUAGCUGGCACCACCCAGCCCUCCGCGCGGUUUUGCAGACGCCUCCUGCUCUCCUUGGCACCUGCAGUAUAUCCUUCGCGCAGGAUGGUGGACCUCGUGUGUGUCUGACUCCUAGGCUUGGCUCUCCCUAGAAGCCUCCCCUCC
This is a messenger RNA of Globicephala melas (long-finned pilot whale), 4255 nucleotides long. It is a transcript of the gene TRPV2, whose product is annotated as transient receptor potential cation channel subfamily V member 2. Gene Ontology annotation, molecular function: protein binding; calcium channel activity. Gene Ontology annotation, biological process: calcium ion import across plasma membrane. Gene Ontology annotation, cellular component: plasma membrane. The record is from RefSeq and is a predicted model, not a curated record. Lineage: Eukaryota; Metazoa; Chordata; Mammalia; Artiodactyla; Delphinidae.